AGAUCCGACCGAAGAAUCGAACGGUCACGCGAUGGCCGACACGUUGGAGAUCGACGACGAUGGCUAUUCAGACGAAGAUUUUGACGAGGAAAGUUUGCAAGACGAUGCAGAUGUGAAGCCACUGAAGUCACCAACGACGAAAACUGUGCCACUCGAGACGAAAGGAAAGCCGACGCACAAGGGGGGGUCGCCUCCGCGACGAAACGAAGACUCGGGCAAACUUGCCGUGCUCACAUCGCCUCGAGAUUUCUCGAAUGAAAGUAUGGCCAUGCCCAAAGUCAAGCAAUGUUUCAUCAACAGCCCACAUUUCCCACAAGUCGUGUCGAAGUCGUCGUCGCCAACAACGCCGUCCAAAAAAUUGCCCCCGCCGCCCGAAAAGUACAACGCACUGCACGGUGGUCCCAUCGAUCCAAGUUCGCGAGUGUUUUUGCCCGUGAAGGGCGAGACCAAGCAUCUGCCUGUGCCUGAAAAGAGAGACAAAACAGCAGACAAGAAGCUCAAGCAAGUGCCUAAGGCGUUGAGUCAUUUGGCGUUAUCUGACGCAAGGUUACCAACGGAUGAAGGGAAGGCGCACGUACCGCACAAAGUAAAGAGCGUGCAAAGCUUGGCGCAUGAAAUAAGGCGCUUGCGGUCUCGAACGCAAAAUAUCGUGGAUGGUGGUGACGACGAUUCGAAAGGCACGCUUCAUGUAUCGGCAAAGGAGCGCCCUGCAACGCCCCCAACGUCGUCGCCGUCGAAGCGCGGCAUAAGCCGCCCCAAUUUCAAUUUACACUUGGACAUGUCCCCCAAGCCCAAGGUGCUCGAACUGCAACUCCCCGACAGCCCCAAGCUAUCCGGGAGCCCUGGGAAGAAGAAGGGCAUCCAACGCAAUAACUUUGCGUUGGGAGCGUUGAAUUUCGAGCUCGAUCUGGAUUUGGAAGAUUCGAUUCAUGACAAAUCAUACGACUUGUCUGCAUCUGGCACAUUCGACGCCGAGUCGUUCCAAAUCAAACAAACAGGCAUCACACGGUCCCCGGGGCGUUCACCCACGCAACCCCACGACAUGAAAAAGCACUUGAUCAAGCUUGGAGUGCUUGGAAAAGGGGCCAGUGGGGUCGUCCACAAAGCACUGCACGUGCCGUCGCUGCUUCUUGUGGCCGUCAAAGUCAUUCCUGUGUUUGAAAACGAUAAGCGCCACCAACUGAUCGCGGAAAUGAAGACGCUGUACAACAACUUGGCAUCGCUCUCAGAUGAUGCGGAAAGACGCAAAGUUGCAUGUCCUGAAAUUGUGUGCUUGUACGAUGCAUUUAUGAACCCGAACGAGGGCAACGUGUCGAUUGUGGUCGAGUAUAUGGACGGGGGCAGCCUCCAAGAUAUCGUGGACACGGGAGGGUGCACGUCGGAGCCCGUCUUGGCCAACAUUUCGUAUCGUGUGUUGAAGGGCCUUCGGUAUCUCCAUGAAAUCCAUCAACUCCAUCGAGACAUCAAGCCAAGCAAUCUCUUGAUCAAUCAUUUUGGGGACGUCAAGGUGUCCGACUUUGGCAUUGCCAAGGAAAUGGAGAAUUCGAUUGCCAAGGCCAUCACGUUUGUCGGAACGCUGACGUACAUGUCCCCCGAGCGCAUUGCGAGCGAGGAAAGGCUUUUCCGUUCGUCCAAACGUCGUCAUGCAAGGGGUUUCUUCCAGGCGUACUCGUACAAGUCGGACGUGUGGUCGUUUGGUUUGUCCAUCAUGACCUGUGCGCUGGGCCACUACCCCUAUACGUCCAAGGGAGGGUACUGGGAGCUGUUGCAUAGCAUCCGCAACGAGCCUCCUCCAAAGCUGCCCCCUGGGACGGACUUUUCACCGGAAUUUCAAGACUUUCUCGCCAAAUGCUUGAUCAAGGAUCAAACGGAGCGGUGGAGUGUCAAGGACCUCCUGGAACACGACUUUCUCCGAGAGUGCCGUCGGGAGAAUUCGUUUGAGUGCGGCAACGGCGGGUCGUCCAAGUCGCUCGAUGAAGACGAUGCGGAAAUGGAUGGCAUCGAGCUCGACGUGAUUGUUCCCAAAGUCAUGGAUUAUUACCUCAAGAGUGCCAAAGAUCUCGUGCUCGAACACGACUACAACUACGACGACAUUGUCGCAUGGCUCAAGCUGCUGCCACCCAUGCAGCAUAGCAAACUGAACCGAUUUGCGGACCAAAUCGGCAUGCCUCGGCACAACGUGUACAAGAAAUUCGAGCAUGCGAUGAAUAUUUUGGCAAGCACCAUCAAAGACGUAUGCUUUGACGACGAGAAAUCUUAACUUGCGUUAACAUCGCUGUCGCAAUGCAGCGCGCGAACAUCCUGGGAAAUGACAAACAUGCUGCGAA
Messenger RNA from Aphanomyces invadans, 2327 nucleotides. Its product is annotated as STE/STE7 protein kinase. The record is from RefSeq and is a predicted model, not a curated record. Gene Ontology annotation, molecular function: MAP kinase kinase activity; ATP binding. Bases 32 to 2260 code for a protein of 742 amino acids. NCBI's taxonomy places the organism in Eukaryota, Oomycota, Saprolegniomycetes, Saprolegniales, Verrucalvaceae. The transcript is spliced from 15 exons. Gene Ontology annotation, biological process: protein phosphorylation; MAPK cascade.